Messenger RNA from Phodopus roborovskii (desert hamster), 797 nucleotides. It is a transcript of the gene Cdkn3, whose product is annotated as cyclin dependent kinase inhibitor 3. The transcript is spliced from 8 exons. Gene Ontology annotation, biological process: protein dephosphorylation. Bases 24 to 758 code for a protein of 244 amino acids. Gene Ontology annotation, cellular component: nucleus. Lineage: Eukaryota; Metazoa; Chordata; Mammalia; Rodentia; Cricetidae. The record is from RefSeq and is a predicted model, not a curated record. Gene Ontology annotation, molecular function: protein tyrosine phosphatase activity.
GCACCGCGCCACCUCCCACGUGGAUGAACCAAUGGGCUGACGGGGUACAGAAUCGGCGCGGGCUCCGAUGCGGAUGCUGCGAGGGCGGCCGCACUGGUUACGGCCUGCCGCGGCCCGCGAUGAAGCCGCCCAUUUCAAUACAAGCAAGUGAGUUUGAUUCUUCAGACGAAGAGCCUAUUGAAGAUGAACAGACACCAAUUCAAAUUUCAUGGCUACCGCUGACAAGAGUGAACUGUCCUCAGUUUCUUGGUUUAUGUGCUCUUCCAGGUUGUAAAUUUAAAGAUGUUAGAAGAAAUAUUCAAAAAGAUACAGAGGAACUAAAGAGCUACGGGAUCCAAGACGUAUUUGUUUUCUGCACCAGAGGGGAGCUGUCAAAAUAUAGAGUCCCAAACCUUCUGGACCUCUACCAACAGUCUGGAAUUGUCACCCAUCACCACCCAAUCCCAGAUGGAGGGACCCCUGACAUAGGCAGCUGCUGGGAAAUCAUGGAAGAGUUGGCUACCUGCCUCAAAAACAACCGAAAAACCCUGAUACACUGUUAUGGAGGACUUGGAAGAUCUUGCCUUGUAGCUGCUUGUCUCCUCCUAUACUUGUCUGACUCGGUAUCACCACAGCAAGCCAUAGACAGCCUUCGAGAUCUCAGGGGAUCAGGGGCCAUACAGACCAUCAAGCAAUAUAAUUAUCUUCAUGAGUUCCGGGAUAAAUUAGCUACGUAUCUAUCAUCGAGAGAUUCACUAUCAAGAUCUGUCUCAAGAUAAUGAGGAUGUCAAAUACAUGACUACAUGUGAAGUUUCCAA